AUGUAUAACAAGCUGAUUUUAUCUUUGGCCAAACAGUUCCCCAGAGUGAAAGAGGUUCCCUGCAGCAUCUUCUUGGGUCCACCAGACGAAUGGAAUGAUUCUGUGCAAGCUCUUUCAGAACUGGAGAACAUCACAGAGGAAACAUUCGACUACACGGACUGCAGUAAGCUCAGGGCUCGUGGGUUUGACAUUCCUACUACAGAUGAGGAAAACAGGUUUCCAAUUGCCUUCUCCAUCAUCGUCUACACGAACAUGCAGAGAUUCACCCGUCUGUUCCGAGCGGUCUAUCGUUCAUCUAACGUCUACUGCAUCCAUGUCGAUCAGAAAUCCACUCAUGAGUUUAAGGAAGCCGUCUACAAUUUGACAUCCUGUUUCGAAAAUGUCUUUGUGCCCGAGGACGCCAUCAGCGUUUGGUGGGCAAGUCCCAGCACCUUGGAGGCCGAGAUGGUUUGUCUGAGGUCCUUGUGGAGGCACCAGAUGAAGUGGUUGAUCCUGAUAAACCUGACCGGAGAGGAGUUUCCACUGAGAACAAAUUUGGAGCUGGUCAACAUACUAAAGAUCAUGGCUGGACGGAAUGAUGUUUGGCUAGACCCCUGCACGCUGGACGGGCCGGGCAACUGGACAUCGAAUGACUGUAUAUUUCUCAGCGAAAAGGGAUUCGCUGAACGUUGGGAAAACCUCACUGCAGCCCCCUACAACAUUCACCCCUUCAAGGGGCAGAUCCACGCAGUUCUCUCCCGUGACGCUGUCGACUAUAUACUACAUGACCCUGUGGCAAAGGAGCUCUAUCAGUGGAUUAGCAAAGCCUUUAUGCCCGACGAAUUGUUUUUCUCAACAAUCAACAGCAACCCUCACCUGAAAGUUCCGGGUUCAAAUCCAGAUCCUCGUAUCCGGAAACGAAGCAUCGCAAGAGUCAAGCUAUGGAAGGACAGACACAAGAGCACCUGGCCCUACUGCAGCAUGUACCAGAGAUUCGUCUGUCUACUGACGGCUCGAGAGCUAACUCUGUUGACCAACUCUAAGCAGCUAGUGGCAAACAAGUUCAAGGCCAGCUUCAGGCCUGUGGGCUACUCCUGUCUGGAGCAGUGGUACUUUGAACGCGUGCUCCUCGAGCUUCAAACAGGUCAUCUACACAUGGACUUGUCCGAUUAUCAUCACAUAUUUCCUCACACUAAUGACACCAGGUAG
Messenger RNA from Candidula unifasciata, 1188 nucleotides. Lineage: Eukaryota; Metazoa; Mollusca; Gastropoda; Stylommatophora; Geomitridae. The record is from the annotation of a GenBank genome assembly.